CAUUAGAUUUUUAGUACUACACUUUGUUGUUAGGUUGUCAGCUGAAAUCAUUUUGUCUUUUGACUUUCUUCUUUGUCAAACUUGAUGAACUCAAGAACAACAAGUAAUCUUUAUCUCUGAAUCUGCAACAAUAUUCAACAACAGUUUUAAAGAUUUACUCAUAAAGUUGUUGAAUUUAGAAAGCAUUUGAAGAUGGUGGGAUUCAAGCUUGAAUCUUGUGGAAGAUUGAAGAUGAUGGGAUUUAAGUUCAAAUCAAGUGGAUGUGUUUUUGCUUUUGCUGUUCACUUAUUGCUAAUGAUUGCAGUUGCCAAAGUUACUGAUCCUUCUGAAGUAUCUGCAUUGCUCGCGGUCAAAGGUAAUUUAGUUGAUCCGAUGAAUCAACUUAAGAACUGGAAUAAAGGCGAUCCAUGUACAUCAAAUUGGACCGGUGUUAUAUGUGUUCAUAAAACCAAUGUCGAUAAAUUCUGGCAUGUUCAGGAAAUACAACUACUAAACAUGAAUCUUUCUGGACAUUUAGCUCCCGAACUCGGUCAACUCUCUCAUCUGAAAAUUUUAGAUUUCAUGUGGAAUAACUUAACCGGCAGUAUACCCAAAGAGAUUGGAAAUAUUCAAUCUUUGGUACUCUUGCUUUUGAAUGGAAACCGAUUAACCGGAAGUUUACCCGUUGAACUUGGUAAUCUUACAAACUUAGACAGGUUCCAAAUAGACCAGAACGAGAUAUCGGGACCGAUUCCCGAAUCAUUUUCGAAUUUGAACAAUAUUAAACAUAUCCAUUUCAACAAUAACUCGUUGACUGGUCAAAUUCCCGCUGAACUGUCCAACCUAUCUACUCUAAUGCAUUUGCUUUUGGAUAAUAAUAACUUAUCUGGCUAUCUUCCACCAGAAUUUGGAAACUUUCCAAAUCUGCACAUACUUCAACUUGAUAACAAUCACUUUGAUGGUGAAAUUCCUUCUUCAUAUGGAAAUCUGUCAGAAUUACGGAAAAUAAGCCUUCGAAACUGUAGUUUGCAUGGACCUCUUCCCGAUCUUAGCAGAAUACCAAAUCUCAGCUACAUAGAUCUCAGCAGAAACAGCCUCACUGGAUCUAUACCAUCAAAUAAGCUUUCAAAUAAUAUGACAACUAUUGAUUUAUCAGAUAACUUGUUGAACGGGUCGAUACCCGAAAGUUUGUCGAAUCUUCCUUUUCUUCAAAAGCUGUCGUUGGAGAACAAUUUUCUAAACGGUUUCAUAUCAGCCGAUCUAUGGCAGAACAAGUCGUUUAGUGCAACCUCAAAACUUCUACUUGAUUUUCGAAAUAAUUCUCUUUCAAAUGUUAGAGGAGAUUUAAGUCCACCUGUAAAUGCUACCCUAAGGUUACACGGAAAUCCCAUUUGUCGAAAUUCAAGCAUACAAAACAAAGAUCAAUUUUGCGAACCUAAAGAAUUCGAAGAGUUUAUACGUGCCAUUUCGACAAACUCAACCGAAUGUCCAAUUCAAUCAUGUCCCAUAAACAACUACUUCGAAUACGUUCCCGGGGCCCCCACCCCAUGCUUUUGUGCUUCACCUCUUAGAAUCGAUUACCGCCUUAAAAGUCCAAGUUUUUCUUACUUUCCACCUUAUCAAGACCAAUUUGAAUAUUAUGUCACUAGUUCUCUUGACUUGGACUUCUAUCAACUAAAUAUUGACUCAAUUAUGUGGGAAAGAGGGCCCCGUUUACGGAUGUCUUUAAAACUUUUCCCGAAAGCGGGUCCCGGGCGCUCACAAGUUUUUUCUGCAAGUGAUGUUUUACGAAUUAGAGGAAUUUUUACCACAUGGGUAUUUCCCGGGAGUGAUUUAUUUGGACCGUAUGAGCUUCUGGAUUUCACUCUUGUUGGACCUUAUGCGUAUUUGAACGUUGCAACACCGAGAAAAGGCAUCAGAAGAGCCGUAUUAAUAACCAUUGUCGUCGUAGCGGUUGUUUGUGCCGUGUUAGUUUCUUCAAUAUUGACGGUUGUGAUCAAGAAAGGGCAAGAGAGAUACAAACACACAUUAUCAAGAAAAUCUUUACUCUCAAAGCUUUCGAUCAACAUUGAUGGUGUUAAAAGCUUCACCUUUCAAGAAAUGGCUAAUGCAACCGCAAAUUUUAGCGAUUCAAGUCUUGUUGGCCAAGGUGGUUAUGGGAAAGUUUAUAGAGGAAAAUUAUGGGAUAAGAAAACGGUAGCUAUAAAACGCGCAGAAGAAGGGUCGUUACAAGGCGAAAAGGAAUUUUUAACAGAAAUAGAAAUUUUAUCAAGAUUACAUCAUAGGAAUCUUGUAUCUCUUGUUGGAUAUUGUGAUGAGGAACAAGAGCAGAUGCUAGUUUAUGAGUUCAUGCCUCAAGGAACAUUGAGUGAUUGGAUAAAGGCGAAAUCUGGCAAACGGUUGAGCUUCAGAAUGAGGUUACAGGUGGCACUAGAUGCAGCAAAAGGAAUUCUUUAUCUUCACACGGAAGCCAACCCACCGAUAUUCCACCGCGAUAUUAAAUCAAGCAACAUUCUUCUUGAUUCCAACUUCGUUGGUAAAGUUGCUGAUUUUGGGCUGUCCAGGCUGGCACCAAACUUGGAUGAUAAUGGUGCCGGACCGAACUAUGUAUCCACACUUGUUAGAGGAACACCCGGUUAUCUUGAUCCCGAAUACUUGUUGACCCAUAAGUUGACAGCCAAGAGUGACGUUUAUAGCCUUGGAGUUGUACUUUUGGAGAUUCUGACCGGUAUGAAACCAAUAUCACAUGGAAAAAACAUCGUCCGUGAGGUCAAAAUAGCUCAUCAAGCAGGAAUAAUGUUCUCAAUUAUCGAUAACAAAAUGGGUUCAUACCCUUCUGAAUGUGUUGACAAGUUUGUAUCAUUGGCUCUUUGGUGUUGCAACGAUAAGCCCGAAAAACGGCCAUCUAUGUUAGAUGUGGUCCAUGAGCUAGAGCACAUACUGGAAAAGAUGCCCAAAACGGGUGUUGACUUUUCAGAGACCGGGUCAAACUCGUUCGUGGAAACAUCAUUGACUUUUAAUAGCUCAUCAAAUGUCUCAGGAGGUGAUCUUAGCAAUGGUGAAAGUUCUGUAGUCUAUCCUCGUUGACGCACCAAGAAAUUUUGCACCAAAUUUGGACAAUUUUUACAAGUAGAAGGACCUAAUGUGAACAAAAAGAUCAUGUUUUACAUAGAAAUAUUAGAGAGUUGUAUAUUUGUAUAGAUGUGCUUCUAUAGUUUUGUUUAGAGUAAAGUACACGGAUGGUACUUGUGGUUUACCAAAAUUUUGGAUUUAGUCCCUAGUUUUUCAAAAGUACACGGAUGGUCCUUGUGGUUUGUAAUUUGUAACGCAUUUAGUCCCCAACUUUUUCCAAAAGUACAUGGAUGGUCCCUGUGGUUUGCACUUUUGGAAAAAGUUAAGAGACUAGAUGCGUUACAAAGUGCAAACCACAGGGACCAUCCAUGUGACUUUUGGCAAAGUUAGGGACUAAAUGCGUUACAAAGUGCAAACCAUCAGGACCAUCCGUGUACUUAUGGAAAGCUAGGGACCAAAUACAAAACUUUGGUAAACCAUAGGGACCAUCUGUGUACUUUACUCUUUUUUUAUGUGUUAUAUAUGUGUCUAACAUUCGAAUGA
Messenger RNA from Helianthus annuus (common sunflower), 3594 nucleotides. RefSeq names its product probable LRR receptor-like serine/threonine-protein kinase At1g06840. Gene Ontology annotation, molecular function: protein kinase activity; protein binding; ATP binding. The transcript is spliced from 22 exons. The record is from RefSeq and is a predicted model, not a curated record. Bases 193 to 3066 code for a protein of 957 amino acids. Lineage: Eukaryota; Viridiplantae; Streptophyta; Magnoliopsida; Asterales; Asteraceae. Gene Ontology annotation, biological process: protein phosphorylation.